Messenger RNA from Vigna radiata var. radiata (mung bean), 1600 nucleotides. RefSeq names its product zinc transporter 4, chloroplastic. Gene Ontology annotation, cellular component: plasma membrane. Gene Ontology annotation, molecular function: zinc ion transmembrane transporter activity. The transcript has 4 exons. The record is from RefSeq and is a predicted model, not a curated record. Gene Ontology annotation, biological process: zinc ion transmembrane transport. Bases 236 to 1483 code for a protein of 415 amino acids. NCBI's taxonomy places the organism in Eukaryota, Viridiplantae, Streptophyta, Magnoliopsida, Fabales, Fabaceae.
CUCUCGCGCUCAUUUGAUUGCAAAAAGAGGGAAGCGAAGAAUCCACAACUCACUCUCCUACCUCUCUCUCUCCUCCUAAUGACGACACUCUUCUUCAUUUUCGCCAACAAGCUUCUUCUACCUCUCCCUGGCAUUCAUUUUCCAAUCUCAAUCCCUAUCUUCUCCACUUUAUUAUUUAUACUAUUCAAUUCCACUCUCUAUCUUCAUCUCACAAGCACAAAUUCCCCUCACUCCCAUGAUUUUUACCGAGGAUCUGUGGCCGCUGCUCCACCAACUGGUUGGGAACACUUCUCUCUUUUCAGAGAAACCGUCCUUCUUCCACAACCUUCUGGAAUCGAUGACCAACUCCACCUGCGCAGGCGAUGAGUUCGACCAGUGUCGAGACGAGUCGGCGGCGUUGGUUCUCAAAUUCGUCGCCAUCGCCUCCAUUCUCCUCUCCGGCAUGGCCGGAAUCGCGAUCCCCCUCGUCGGAAAACACCGCCGCUUCCUCCGCACCGACGGCAACCUCUUCGUGGGUGCCAAGGCCUUUGCCGCCGGGGUGAUUCUGGCCACGGGAUUCGUCCACAUGCUCUCUGAUGCCACCGAAGCGCUCCAGCACCCGUGCCUGCCUUCCUUCCCGUGGUCCAAGUUCCCCUUCACCGGCUUCUUCGCCAUGAUGGCCGCGCUCUUCACUCUCCUCCUCGAUUUCGUGGGAACGCAAUACUACGAGCGCAAGCAGGGGCUCAACCGUCCCUCGGAGGAACAGUCUCGGGUCGGGUCCUCCGAAUCCGGAGGGAAGGUGUUUGGAGAAGAAGAGAGUGGGGGAAUGCACAUCGUGGGGAUGCAUGCACACGCCGCGCAUCAUCGACAUAACCACCCCCAUGGCCAUGACUCGUGCCAUGGCAUUGGCAGCGAGAAGGAACAAGUUAGCGCGCAUGCUGACUCCCAUGGACACGGUGGUCACGGUCACGGUCACGGUCACCUCCCCGGCCACUCCCACAUGGAAGAUGUCGAAGAAACCGACGUUCGACACGUCGUGGUUUCUCAGGUGUUGGAGCUUGGGAUUGUGUCACAUUCGGUUAUAAUCGGGUUGUCUCUUGGGGUUUCUCAAAGUCCUUGUACCAUAAGGCCUCUGAUUGCGGCGUUGUCUUUUCAUCAGUUUUUUGAAGGGUUUGCGCUUGGAGGGUGCAUUUCCCAAGCGCAGUUUAAAGCUUCCUCAGCAACCAUAAUGGCUUGUUUUUUUGCAUUGACUACACCGUUGGGUGUUUCGAUCGGAACGGCCAUUUCUUCAAGGUUUAACCCUUACAGCCCCGGUGCACUGAUCACCGAAGGUAUUCUGGAUUCCUUGUCGGCGGGGAUUUUGGUGUAUAUGGCUUUGGUAGAUUUGAUAGCUGCGGAUUUUCUUAGCAAGAGAAUGAGUUGUAACUUCAGGCUACAGAUAGCAUCUUACUGCAUGCUUUUCCUUGGGGCUGGAUUGAUGUCUUCGCUCGCUAUUUGGGCCUGAUGUCCCUCCCCUACAUAGUUGUAUUACUACAUUCUUCAAUAUCUCAUCUUUCUUCUCGUCUUUUCCUUUCCCUUCCUAGCUAUCAAUUUUAAAUCUGAACAAAUUAAUAUCGUAAAA